AUGUUAUGUGAUCUCGCUACAAUUAUGACGAUACUAACUCUACGUUUCAAUAAAAUUCUUAGCAACCUAUAUAAAGUUCCAAGUGUUGUAAGAUUUAAGCAUGUGUGGACAAGUGAUAACGUGGUAAAAUCACCAUUCAAAGAUAUUGUCGUACCGGAGUUAACUGUAGACGAAUACGUUUGGCGCAAUUUGGAAAAAUGGCCGACAAAAACAGCUGUGGUAUGCGGUGUUACCAACAGAAGUUACACUUACGAAGAAAUCUAUAUACAGUCACGUACUUUAGCUACGAACCUCAUUAAAAAGUUUAAACUUGGAAACGGUGAUGUUAUCGGUGUAAUGUCACAUAAUAUUCCUGAGUAUCCCAUUGUGACAUUUGGUAUACUUGCUGCUGGGGGAGUAGUGACUACAUUCAAUCCUCUUUACACUGAAUAUGAAGUUUGUAGGCAAAUAGAGUUAUCAGAUGUCAAACUCAUGAUAGUACAUGAAGAUUAUGUUCCUGUCGUUAAAGAAGCUUACAAACAUGCUAAGAAAAAUAUUCCUAUUAUAAUAAUAAAUAUCGAUAAACCUCUACCAGAGAAUGUUACGAGAUUAAAGGAGCUCGUAGAAGAUGACCACGUCGAUUUAGGCAUUUUAAAACAAGUGAAUAGGAAACCUAGUGAUAUUGCAGUAAUACCAUAUUCAAGUGGAACCACAGGCCUACCUAAAGGUGUAGAACUGACGAAUAGAAAUUUAGUGAGUAACUGUGAACAGCAAAACACUGAUGUUAGGCAGUAUCAUUAUACAACAGAAACACAUCAAGAUACUGCUCUUGCAAUACUUCCUCUAUUCCAUUCGUAUGGAUUGGGAAUAAUUAUGUUACAUAAGAUGGCAGCUGGACUGAAACUAUUAACUCUACCUAAAUUUCAACCAGAUACUUUUUUAAACUCUUUAAAAGUACACCGUACAAAUAUUCUGUUUGCUGUUCCACCAAUGGUUUUAUUCCUGGGAACAAGCCUCCAAGUAACACCUGAACAUCUGGCAUCAUUACGAUGUAUUACUAUAGGAGCAGCUCCGUUACCUAUUGCCGAUGUAAAUAAAAUGAUCUCAAGAUUUCAAAACAGCAAUUUGGUGAUUUCUCAAGGUUACGGAAUGACUGAGGCUUCUCCCUUAGUGACAUUGAGUCUUCCAGAUCGUACAGACUAUGAAUCUGUCGGGUACGCAAUUCCAAACAUAGAACUGAGGGUCGUGGAUGCUAACAUGAAAAAUUUGGGCCCAGGUCAAGCCGGUGAACUAUUAAUAAAAGGCCCGAACGUAAUGAAAGGCUACAGGAAUAACCCAGAAGCAAAUAAAGAAGUAUUUGUUGAAGGUGGAUGGUAUAGAAGCGGAGAUAUAGCAAACAUUGACGAUUCUGGACUUGUUUACAUUACUGAUAGACUAAAAGAACUAAUAAAGGUAAAAGGUUAUCAAGUCCCUCCUGCUGAACUAGAGAACGUAUUGAAAGAGCAUCCAGCGGUUCAUGACGCUGCUGUAAUAGGGGUACCUGAUAAUAGUCUAGGGGAAAGACCUAAAGCUUUUAUUGUAACAAUGCCAGGUGCUAAAGUGGGAUAUCAAGAAAUUAUUGAUUUUGUCACAAAACGUGUAGCGCCUUAUAAAAAAAUUAAAGAGGUAGCAUUCGUUGACAAUAUACCAAAGAGUAUAUCUGGAAAAAUAUUGAGAAAAAUGUUACGA
Diatraea saccharalis (sugarcane borer) is the source of this 1707-nucleotide messenger RNA. NCBI's taxonomy places the organism in Eukaryota, Metazoa, Arthropoda, Insecta, Lepidoptera, Crambidae. The record is from the annotation of a GenBank genome assembly.